GUUCCUUCCUCUGCUCCUCUCUGCAGAGCCAUGUCGUUCCCCAAGGCUCAGCUCAAGCGCUUCAACGAGGUGCCAACUUGUGCCCCACCGCCAGGCUCUUAUGAUGUCAAAUCUUCAGACACAUCAAAAGGUCCUGUGUCUUUUGAUAAGUCUCAACGGUUUACAAAGCAGAUGGGGGACAUUGCAACUCGGCAGAAUCCCAGCAAUAUGAAACCGCUACCUUCCCCAGUAUGUACAAGAAAAAUGCAGUCUCUUGGUUCAAAGCCAGCUACUUUGGGGAUGAAGCCAGAGAAGGAUUUGGCCCUCAUGAAAGACUUGAGAAAACAGAAGGAAUUGGAAAAGGAGAUCCGUGUGCUUGUUGCAGAACACGGCCAGCAGGAUAAAAAAAUACAAACUCUGGAGGAAGACCUUGCAAAACUGGAAUCAAAGCUCUCUGCUGCCAUUAGGGAGAAAACCUCUCUCUUGGCAAAUGUUGCUUCUCUGGAAAAGCAGCUUCUGGAGCUGACCAGAACAAACGAAUUGUUAAAAACGAAGUUCUCUGAAGAUGGAACACAGAAGAAAAUGAACAAUCUGUGCAUAGAGUUAAUGAAGCUCAGGAAUCUGAUGCAUGCAAAGAAGACAGCCGUUGCUAAGCGAGAAGAUAUGGAACUUAAACUGCAGACUGUCCAAAGAACCUUAGAGCAUUCAACAGAAAAAGUAGCACAACUAGAAGAACAACUAAUGGCAACUGAGAUACACGCUGAAGAGAAAUAUGAUUCAGAUAAACUUUUGGAAUAUGUUGCAGAACUGAGCAAUGCUGCAGAGUUAGUAGAUAAAUACAAGCUGGACAUUAUCCAUUUAGAGGAAAUAAUAGAAGCAAAGAAUAAGGAAAUUGAAGCACUUCAGACUUCUCUUCAGCUUAUAGAAACUACACUGUCUUCACAAAUUAAAGAGCUGCAAGAAAAAUGCAAGAAGGUUGAACAGCAAAAAGAGGAACUUAGAGAAAAGGAACACAGUGUGAAUACUGAAAUUCAGCGCUUGAAAGAACAGCUGAAUUUAGAAGAAGAGGAACACCAGAAGCAAAAGAGAGCCUAUGAGGAGUGCUCUGCUGCAAUGCAUCAGAAGUUGCUUGCAUUUCAAGAAGAGGUGACUAAAGAGAAACAAAUUCUAGAGAGAGAACUAAGAGACACCAUGGAUGAGUUGGAUAAACUGCACACUAAGGAAAGCAAAGUUGAGAAGAUAUUGAAGCACCUAGAACAAGAGAAUAGGUCUCAGAAUGAGAAGCUAUUACAGCUGCAAGCAACACUGCAAGGGAAAAAUGCUGAGUUAGAAAAAAUGGCUGACAUGCACAGAAGUGCUAUUGUACAGAUGAAAGACGAGCACAGCAAUACACUAUGCAAACUUGGAGAGACCAUUGCUGAAUUUGAAACUUACAAAGCUCAUGUGUCUGAAGAAAUGACAUGCGUCAGACAGGAGAAAACUUCACUGCAAGACCAGUUAACCGAAAUCAACAAAAUGGCUCAGCAUUCAGCUCAAGUGAUACAAGAGGUGCAACGUGCUAAAGAAAAAGCAAAGGAAGAAUAUGCCAGGAUGCUCCUCGAUGCUCAGACCAAAUUAGCAUUAAGGGAUGCAGAAGUUAAAAGAAUAAAAGAAUCGAGCAUUGCACAAAUUGCCAACUUAGAAGCAAGACUAGAAGAUCAAAAUGAAGAUUUCAAGAAGCAACUUGAACUGGAAAGGAAAACCGUAGCAGAAAAAGCAGAAGCUGAUUUCAGAGAGAACAUAAAAACCUGGCGCAUCCUGUAUGAAGAACUGUAUAAUAAAGUGAAACCAUUUCAGCAACAACUUGAUGCAUAUGAGGCAGAGAAAAAUGCCCUUGUGAAUGAACAUGGUGCUGCCCAAGAAGAGCUGAACAAACUUAGCGAUGCAUAUGCUAAGUUGCUGGGCCAUCAGAAUCAAAAGCAGAAAAUCAAACAUGUAAUGAGGCUGAAAGAAGAAAAUGCACAGAUGAGACAGGAGGUAUCAAGGCUGCGCACUCAACUAGCAAAGGAAAAACAAGCACAAGGAGACCUUCAGGAGCAACUGAAUAGGAUUCAGGGCAUCAAGCGAUUUGAUCCUUCUACAGCUUUUCAGCAUUCCACCAAGGAAAAUGUUGAUCCCAAAACACCAUUUAAAGAAAGUAACAGAAACAAAAGCUGAGGUGCUCUGUGCUGAACUGGAACCAAUGUACUUGAGGUGCUGCCCUAGAGACUUCAAGACUCAUUGCUUGAGAAAAAAUUUUGUUUUGCUGUAGUACUGCAUCGUAUGGAAACUUGGAAGUAUAUAUUUGAAGACUUCUAUGUUCAGCUGACUGGUGUGCACAUCCUAGCGAAGCUUUCUCUUAAAAAAUGUGUCUAGGCAAUAAAGCAACCAAUCGCAACACUUUGGUUUUUUUAAAGGGUACUUUUGUUUCUUUUGCAAGGAGAGUUGGCCACAGUGCUGCCGUACUUGAUGUAGAAACAAGACUAGUGAAAAUCUUUUAGAAUCUCCGUGCAGUUUUGCUGAUAUUAAAUUCUGGAAGUUGCCAACAGACUUGUUUAUAUCAUUGGUAGAUAAUUCAAGACUGAAUUGUACAUGGAACUUCUUAUUAUGAAGUUAAGGGUGUACUAUAGAUCUUAAUUUUUGUUAAGAUAUCUAAAACUAGCUCUAGCUUAUAGUUUUGUUAUAUUACUCAGCUUGGAUACUAACAAAACAAUGUAAGUCGAAUAAACAUUUUUUUAAAUCUGUGAUUAAA
Molecule: messenger RNA, 2749 nt
Organism: Eublepharis macularius
Lineage: Eukaryota; Metazoa; Chordata; Lepidosauria; Squamata; Eublepharidae
Gene: HMMR
Product: hyaluronan mediated motility receptor
Exons: 18
Coding region: 31-2175 (714 amino acids)
Cellular component (GO): membrane
Molecular function (GO): hyaluronic acid binding
Source: RefSeq, a predicted model, not a curated record